AUGAUCCAGCCUGGCUUGGAACGGAUCAGCCAGCUCUUGAACAAUGUCCAGUUCCCGUGGAGGGCAAUCCAUGUCGCCGGCACCAAUGGCAAGGGCUCCAUCUGUCAUUACGCUGCCACCCUCAUCGUGCGCCGCAAAAUCAAGUGCGGUAAAUUCACCUCUCCACACCUCAUAGACAGAUGGGACUGCAUCUCCAUCGACAACCAGCCCGUAGACGAGGCGCUCUUUCGGAAGACGGAGCAGCACUACCUCGACCUCAGCCUGAAAAAUGGCAUCAAUGCCUCUCCGUUUGAGAUCUUGACUGCUACCGCUUUCGACAUCUUCAAUCAAGAGCAAGUCGAGAUUGGUGUGGUCGAAGUUGGCAUGGGUGGCAAGCACGACGCCACCAACAUUCUGAACAACCAAGCAAUCUCCGUCAUAUCCAAAAUCGCCCGUGACCACCAAGACUUUCUGGGUAACACUCUAGAGGAAAUUGCCCUACACAAGGCUGGCAUCCUUAGACCCCGGGUGCCGUACAUCAUCAACCCGAGCAGUGAGCGGAAUGUCCAAGGCACAAUCCAAGCAUACGCAAAAAGUAUCGGCGCUGGUCUACGACUCGACCAUAACCCGCCGGACCUUCGUAAAGCCCUGUUCAAAAAACAUGACUGGCUGGAGUUCACUAGACAUCUGCCACUGGUUCAACGUGAGAAUGCAACCUUGGCUGCCAUUGCUGCUAGGCAAGCUCUCAGGAGGUUAGGGCUUUACUUCAGGCCUUUUGACAUUGGGCGCAUGCUUUACAAGUCCCGCAUAGUUCCGAAUCGUGGCCGUAUGCAACUGGUUAGAGUCCCGCCCAUCUUUGGCGAUUAUCCGCAACAUAAAGGACGCAAUAUUUUAGUCGACGGUGCCCACAACCCUGAUGCUGCGAAAUCGCUCAGCGGUUAUGUUCAAACGGUCCUCAGAGAUAGCGCAAUACCUGGCGUUGGCUUUCCGCCUCGAGGAGGAUGGCCAGUUACCUGGGUACUUGCCAUGACUGAAGGCAAAGAUGCACAAGAGUACCUCCAGACACUACUGCAGCCAGGAGACAAUGUCAUCACGACUUCAUUUGGCCCUGUGGACGGCAUGCCAUGGGUAAAACCAAUGGACCCACAGCACCUGCUUGAAAUAGCAUAUCGUGUGCAACCUCGCAUUACAGGGCUAGCGAUACCGGAAGGUGGUGCAUUUCGAGCACUGUGCGCAGCCAAAUUCAUGACUGAAAAAGGCCGACCUAUAGUGCUGACGGGCAGUUUGUACCUCGUCGGCGACUUCCACCGCGACUUGCGCUCCCAUAAUAGCAACCAUUUUUGGACAGACCCAGAGUUUGCGCAAGAACGUGACGCAAUGAAGACAAUGCUGAAUGUGGAGAGGUCCAGAGUUAAUCGCUCACUCAAUCCUGGUCUCUCAGAUGAAGUCGGUCGGACUAGCGGCAAGGGUGAGAAGAGGAACACGGAAUGGAACAGGCAAAUCUCUGACCGAGAAAAGAAGAGAGCUAUACAAGGAGAGUUAGAAAGGCUUGAACGAGAAAUGGAGCUUCUUGCAGCUGAAAUGCCGGGUAUUGGGCAUCGACAAGUCUCAAACGCCAAGGUUUCCAGCGAGUCAACUAGUUCCACGGAAUCUAGUAAAGACCAAACCGAGUCUGUAGCCGAGGAAACACCCAUAGCCAAAGAUGAAGCACGCAUUGUGCCCAUACAACCGAAUAAGACCAUAGAGUAG
This is a messenger RNA of Exserohilum turcica Et28A, 1728 nucleotides long. RefSeq lists its product as uncharacterized. Gene Ontology annotation, molecular function: dihydrofolate synthase activity; ATP binding; tetrahydrofolylpolyglutamate synthase activity. The coding region runs from base 1 to 1728 and encodes 575 amino acids. The transcript is spliced from 2 exons. NCBI's taxonomy places the organism in Eukaryota, Fungi, Ascomycota, Dothideomycetes, Pleosporales, Pleosporaceae. Gene Ontology annotation, cellular component: mitochondrion; cytoplasm; cytosol. The record is from RefSeq and is a predicted model, not a curated record. Gene Ontology annotation, biological process: folic acid-containing compound biosynthetic process.